CUCCGCGAUUGCAGGAGGGAUGAGUCCAGGUGGACCCCGGAAAAGGGGGCGGCCCAGAGGACAAUGCCGGGAGAAGGAAACGAGCGGAGACCCCGAGACGUGCUUGGAGGCCGGAGGGUCCCUCGGAAGAUCCCGGAAGCCCCGAAGGAUCCAGGAGGGAGAAUCAGAAUAUCAGUGCCCGGAAUGUGAAAAAUCCUUCCAAAGAAAUGACUAUCUUGAAAUCCAUCUAAGGACCCACUCGGGAGAGAAACCUUAUACAUGCCUGGAAUGUGGAAAGAGCUUCAGUCAGAGGGGAAACCUCUCUAGACAUCGAAGGAUACACUCGGGAGAGAAACCAUACAAAUGCAUGGAAUGUGGAAAGAGCUUCAAUAUGAGGGAAAGCCUUCAUAGGCAUCAAAGGAUCCACACUGGAGAGAAACCAUACAAAUGUAUGGAAUGUGGAAAGAGCUUCAAUGAGGUGGGCAACCUUCAUACACAUCAAAGAUUCCAUUCAGGAGAAAAGCCAUAUAAAUGCCUGGAGUGUGGAAAGAGCUUCACUCUGAGUGGACAUUUGUAUACACAUCAAAAAAUCCACGCAGGAGAAAAACCGUAUAAGUGCCUGGAGUGUGGAAAGAGCUUUACUGAAGGUGGACAGCUCCAUGACCAUCAAAGGAUCCACAAUGGAGAAAAACCAUUUAUCUGUUUGGAGUGUGGAAAGAGCUUUACUAUGAGUGGACAGCUCCGUCGCCAUCAAAGAAUCCACACUGGAGAAAAACCAUAUCAAUGCCUGGAAUGUGGAAAGAGCUUCAGUCAGAAGGAGCAGCUUGAUCGACAUCAAAGUGUCCACACUGGAGAAAAACCGUAUAAAUGCCUGGAGUGUGGAAAGAGCUUUACUGAGGGUGGACACCUCCGUCGACAUCAAAUGAUUCACACUGGAGAAAAACCUUACAAAUGCUUGGAGUGUGGAAAGAGCUUCAGUCAGAAGGGACAGCUUUGUAGACAUCAAAAAAUCCAUGCAGGAGAAAAACCAUAUAAAUGCCUGGAGUGUGGAGAAUCCUUCACAACAAUCAGAAAUCUCAGAAGUCAUCAAAGAAUUCACCUGGGGGGAAAUCCUUAAACAUUCAUGGGAGUAUGGAAAAAGUUGUCAAAAUAUGAUUCAGUAAAAAUUAUAAACUUUACACUCGGAAGAAAGUUUUUAAAUGCAGAAUGUGCUAAAUCCUACUGAACAAAUGGCAGUUUCAAAACCCACCUAAAAAUCUAAUGUAA
Notechis scutatus (mainland tiger snake) is the source of this 1245-nucleotide messenger RNA. RefSeq lists its product as uncharacterized. Lineage: Eukaryota; Metazoa; Chordata; Lepidosauria; Squamata; Elapidae. Gene Ontology annotation, biological process: regulation of transcription by RNA polymerase II. Gene Ontology annotation, molecular function: DNA-binding transcription factor activity, RNA polymerase II-specific; sequence-specific DNA binding. Gene Ontology annotation, cellular component: nucleus. The record is from RefSeq and is a predicted model, not a curated record.